GGGAGGUGUUGAACCAGACAGAACAUGCCUUCUGCAAACUAUGGACAAGAAAGGUUCUUUAGAGACACUAGAGUUGAGGCAAUAGUGACCUCCCAGUUGACUUGGUGUCGUUCCUGAAAUGUAUUUCGCAUUCAUUAUAGCAACAACAGCUGGAGCUAUUGCCACACUUGCUGCUGCUGCAGUGACAGCGGUGCUGAUAGUGAAAGGUCUGAAUACCUUAAGGGACAUAAAUACAGACAAGGGUACUCAACAUGCGGAUAAAACCUCCGUGCCUAGUUCCAGGAUAGAACAGGAAGCACACAAAAACUUGGACAAGGUGGACCAGGGCUUACACGAGGAACCGGAUACGGGUCAGCAGAUACAUGAAGAACUGGACCCUAAGGAAGUGGGGACAAAGGAGGGGCCGGAUGAGAAAGAGCGGAGUUCGCACCGGGAUGUGCAUGGAAAGGAGCAGGGCCGCCAGCCUUCGAGUCGCAGUGCCCACAGAGGCGGCCCGCAGCGGGACGCGGUCCCCGCAGCCCGACGAGGAGGCGGGAUGUCGGUGGUGGGCAUUGACCUCGGCUUCCUCAACUGCUACAUCGCGGUGGCGAGGAGCGGCGGCAUCGAGACCAUCGCCAACGAGUACAGCGACAGGUGCACGCCGGCCUGUAUAUCUUUGGGAUCCAGAACUCGAGCCAUUGGAAAUGCAGCAAAGAGCCAGAUAGUCACAAAUGUAAGAAAUACAAUUCAUGGAUUCAAAAAGCUUCAUGGACGAUCAUUUGAUGACCCAAUUGUGCAAACUGAGAGAGUCAGGCUUCCCUAUGAACUGCAAAAGAUGCCAAAUGGAAGUGCAGGAGUAAAGGUUCGGUACCUGGAGGAAGAGAGACCCUUUGCAAUUGAACAAGUCACCGGGAUGUUGUUGGCUAAGCUUAAAGAGACCUCAGAAAAUGCCCUGAAGAAGCCAGUGGCUGACUGUGUGAUCUCGAUCCCGAGCUUUUUCACUGAUGCAGAGAGAAGGUCCGUGAUGGCUGCAGCUCAGGUUGCAGGCCUAAAUUGUCUGAGGCUGAUGAACGAAACAACUGCAGUUGCACUGGCAUAUGGAAUUUAUAAACAGGAUCUUCCUUCAUUAGAUGAGAAACCAAGGAAUGUUGUGUUUAUUGACAUGGGACAUUCUGCCUACCAGGUCUCUGUUUGUGCUUUCAACAAAGGAAAACUUAAAGUGUUGGCUACUACCUUUGACCCAUAUCUGGGUGGUAGGAACUUUGAUGAAGCUUUAGUGGACUACUUCUGUGAUGAAUUCAAGACCAAAUAUAAAAUAAAUGUCAAGGAGAACUCUCGGGCCUUGUUACGGCUGUAUCAGGAGUGUGAGAAACUGAAGAAGCUGAUGAGUGCAAAUGCUUCAGAUCUUCCCUUGAACAUUGAAUGUUUCAUGAAUGACCUUGAUGUUUCUAGUAAGAUGAACAGGGCUCAAUUUGAACAGUUGUGUGCUUCCCUCUUGGCCAGGGUUGAACCACCUUUAAUAGCAGUAAUGGACCAAGCUAACUUACAACGUGAAGACAUAAACAGCAUAGAAAUUGUAGGAGGGGCCACUCGGAUUCCUGCAGUCAAGGAACAAGUCUCUAGGUUCUUUCUGAAAGAUAUCAGUACCACACUAAAUGCUGAUGAAGCCGUUGCCAGAGGAUGUGCAUUGCAGUGUGCGAUUCUCUCACCAGCAUUUAAAGUGCGUGAAUUUUCCAUAACAGACCUUGUCCCCUACUCAAUCACAUUAAGGUGGAAGACUUCUUUUGAAGAAGGGACUGGGGAAUGUGAAGUCUUCUCUAAGAACCAUCCUGCCCCAUUCUCAAAAGUCAUAACUUUCCACAAGAAGGAACCAUUUGAACUAGAAGCAUUUUAUACUAAUUUGCAUGAAGUGCCUUAUCCUGAUCCAAGAAUUGGGAACUUCACUAUUCAGAAUGUUUUCCCACAGUCUGAUGGUGAUAGUUCUAAAGUAAAAGUUAAAGUUCGUAUUAACAUCCAUGGAAUCUUCAGUGUGGCCAGUGCAUCAGUGAUUGAGAAGCAGAAUCUGGAAGGUGAUCACAAUGAUGCCCCUAUGGAAACAGAAACUUCAUCUAAGAAUGACAACAAAGAUGAUGUGGACAAAAUGCAGGUUGACCAAGAAGAAGGAGGUCAUCAAAAAUGUCAUGCUGAACACACCCCAGAAGAGGAGAUUGACCACACUGGGGCCAAGACAAAGUCACCUCCUUCAGACAAGCAAGACCGCAUAAAUCAGACUAUUAAAAAAGGGAAAGUCAAGAGUAUUGAUCUACCCAUUCAGAGUAGCCUGUACAGACAACUGACCCAAGAUCUUCUCAAUAGCUACAUUGAAAAUGAGGGGAAGAUGAUAAUGCAGGAUAAAUUAGAGAAAGAAAGAAAUGAUGCUAAAAAUGCUGUUGAAGAAUACGUCUACGAUUUCAGAGACAAACUGGGCACUGUCUAUGAAAAGUUCAUCACUCCAGAAGACAUGAAUAAGCUGUCUGCAAUAUUGGAAGACACAGAAAAUUGGCUUUAUGAAGAAGGAGAGGACCAACCUAAACAAGUUUAUGUGGAUAAGCUUCAGGAGCUAAAGAAAUAUGGCCAGCCCAUUCAGAUGAAGUAUGUGGAGCAUGAGGAGAGACCCAAAGCUUUAAACGACUUGGGCAAAAAGAUUCAGCUUGUCCUGAAAGUGAUAGAAGCACACAGAAAUAAGGAUGAAAGAUAUGAUCAUCUGGAUCCUGCUGAAAUGGAAAAAGUUGAAAAGUACAUCAGUGACUCCAUGAAUUGGCUGAACAGUAAGAUGAAUGCACAGAACAAAUUAAGUCUUACUCAAGAUCCUGUGGUAAAAGUGUCAGAAAUAGUUGCAAAAUCAAAGGAACUGGAUAAUUUCUGUAACUCCAUCGUUUAUAAGCCGAAACCAAAAGUAGAAGUUCCUGAAGACAAAGCAAAAGCUAACAAUGAACACAAUGGACCAAUGGAUGGACAGAGUGGUACAGAGACCAACCCAGAUCCAGCAAAAGGCAGUUCUCAGCAUGCUGAAUCUGGAGAGAUGGACGUGGACUAAGUUUCAUGUAAUUCCAACAGUGGGAUAACUACAGGGUCCAUUCAUCCUUUACACCCGGUACACACAACAUAUGUUCAGUUGUUCUUAACUACUUUUGUCAUUUGUUUUUUGGAGUAGUUUUGAAAAGUGUCUAUAUUGAGUGCACUGUUGAUGCCCAUUGCUGCUGUGAAGCUUUAGCUGAAUAUAGAUGUACAAAUCAGUUUGAGCUCUCCUCACAUACUUUGUGUCAGUGUGCAGGACUGCUAUGUACUCGGCAUCCAUCUACCUUAGUCACAGCUUGUACUUGCAUAGCCCUCAGCUCCUCUAUGCAGAAAAAAAACACUGCAUUGCUCUUUUGUUGCAGAGGCAGGGGGUUGAAUGCAUUGUUAUUGUGAAAACAAAUUGAAUUUCAUGUGGUUUAGAGCCACCAGCACUGACCUUUUCCUAGUUUCCAUAUUGUUAUCAUUUAAAUAUUAAAACAAAUGAGAGGUUCUGACAUACUAGUCCAUCUCACUGACGCGCCUCAAGAACUCCAGUCUUAUCACAUAAAUGAACAUAAUGAGUCAGAAAGAGACAGUGCAGAGUUUGACAUUCAGAUGAUACAAGCAUUUGCUGCUUUUGUUAGUAGAAUGGAUUGACUCAGAGUAACUUUUCACUUGAAACUGUUGAUUUACUUGUCCUGAAGACCAGCUGCUGCUACACUAACGCUAAGCCUAUACCUUCAUGUUAUGGGGAAGCACUGUUGACCUGUUCAGAUGUGCAUCUGGGUUGCUGAUGGGCUUAGUUCAGUUUUUAUAGUUGUGUUGGUUUUAAUUAAUUUUUGUUAAUAAUACCUUAAUCUGGGGUAGGGAGAAAUUGCACACUGCAUUGCAUUAUAUAUACCUAUCACUGAUUUAAUGUUCAAAUGUAGAUAGACACUAUUAAAUAAGCAGUAAUUCCUGAGAAGGAGUACCUGUACCUUAAGUCUUAGAAAAUAAUGCUUGUAAUAAACUUAACUGUGUUACAUCAGUAGGCAAAAUACACAAUGUUACAUAGUGUAAUAUGAUAUGAUGUGAUUAAAUUAUAGUUCCUGCUGUUAAAUUGCCUUUUGAAAACUUGGCUCCAGGUUUGGUGCUUCUUAAAUGGGAAAAGGCACAGUGUACUUCAGCUAUAUUAAGGAACUGGUCUGGGUUUAUCACCAGACUUGUUCACACCAUUCAGCUCUAUCCUGAGGCUUGGAACUGUUUGUUUAACCAUGGGGAGGGCUGGAAUGAUGUUAAAAUCUUUAAGGGAAAGAAGCAAGACAAAUGCAUAAGCCCUUGUGUUCCUAAUGCCAGUUUACUGAAGAUCAGCUUCAGUUAAAAUUUUCAAAGGCUCUUUCCCCAAAGCUAAAUCUUUAUAUUAAACACAAUACUGACUUAAGUAGUUGAAGACUGAGAGUAUACUAUCUUCAGGGAUAGUCAUUUCUCAAAUGAGUUCUCUAAUAGAGAUUUUGUUCCUACAAUGUAGUCUGCACUGAGAGUGUAGGAGGGUGGGUGGUCAUUUUGUAGGAAUUUUUAUUAAGCUUUUGGGGGAGGAGAUAUCAUUCCUUUUUAUUAAGAAAGCAUACAGUCACAACAUAUUUUAAAUGUCUAUAUCUUUUAUUAAAGUGGAAUAAUUAGAUUUAAUAAAUGAAGAAAUACAUUUUAAGUAGCUAUCAGUUACUUUUCAUUUAUAUGGUGAAUAUAUACAUAGGUCCAUUAAAAAAAUCAUGGUUGUGAAGGGAAUAUGUGACCACAGAGAGAUUUUAUAGCUGCUUCUUGGUUAACACUUGCACUCACUCAGUAAGAAACCUGUUGGAAGUAGCAGGAACAUCUCUCCCAGCACCUGAAUGUUCAGCAGAGCCUCACAUUUUCCAUCCUGCUCUUAAGUCACUUUCAGUAGUUUAAUGUUUUAGUCAGAUAAAACACAUUUUUGUAAUUAUAUAAUGUCUUGUUUAAUAAGUUAAAUAUAUCCAAAGAUAAUCUAUACUUUUCUAAUUAAUUUUAUGUGAAUGUUAAAAGAACAAAAACAAAACCCAGUUUAUGGAAUUUAAAGGAAGACAAAUGCAUUCCCCUUAGUAGACAAUAUGAUUCUGUAAUAAGCAUUGAAGUAGGUGAUUCUAGAUCCCAGACACUUCAAAACAAAAAAGUGCAAUUUUAAAGAAUAAAUAGUCAAAGCAAUGUUACCAUUCAUUACAUUAUUAAAGAAGGGUAGGAAUCAAAAGUUUCUUAGUAUCGUUUAAUUCUGAAAAUACAAAUCAUCUUCCUUUAAGAAGCCAACCCUUAAGCGGGGCAGUAGUGGUGUACACCUCUAGUUCCAACACUCAGAAGACAAGGGCAGGUGAAUCUCUGAGUUUGAGGACAGCCUACCUGAUCUACAAAGCAAGUUCCAGGAUAGCCAGAGCUACACAGAGAAACGGUCUCGAACCCCUCCAUUACCCCAAAAAGAUGUCAACCUUUACCAAUUAUACUGUGUUUAUACAAAGACUGUUAAAUGGUACCCCCCCCCAAAAAAAGAAUGAUGUGCAAACACAAGGUGCAAGCACCCAGGAGACCUUUGUCUUCAGAAGGAGUCUGAACUCCUGGCCAGGCUGGGCUACACUGACAUCCUACCUCAAAAAAACAAAUUUGCUUUGAUUCUUUAGCAGUAUACAGAAUCCUUAAAUUCUGAAAAAAUAGAAACAUUCUAUCAAAUAGCUCAGGUGCUGGAAUAACAGAUGUCAGUUUUAAAACAGUAACCAGGUAUUUGCUGUGAACAAAUGAACUUUAUUUGGGUGGGGAAGGACAAGUUUUAGUGUUUGUGAUUAUUUCCUAACCAGACAUCUUUAAUUAUGGAGCUCAAUACUCAGUUUAAAGAUACUAUUAAGCCAGUCAUGGUGGCAAAUGCCUUUUAUCCUAGCACUCCUGAGGCAGAGACAGACUGAUCUCCGAGUUCAGGCCAGCCAGGUCUACAUAGUGAGCUCUAUUAGACAGCAAUUAACACCUCUGUGACUUGUGAGAAAUCUACCUGAAAUGAUGGAUUUGACAGAGUAACUGGAUCAGUGUGACCUAAAAUAGGUAAAGCCAUUGUUUAAUUCUCAUGCAAUGAAAUGUAAUGGUGACCCUUGAAAUAGUUCCAGAAGGAAUUUCCAUGUGGUUUUGAGAGCUGGAGGUUGAUAACUCAUACAAAUUAUGUCCUUUAUACUAAUUUUAGGUUUGGGGGCAGGGACACCUCUGAGGCAGAGAGGGCCUCACUAACAUUCUUAAUACUGUGUGGAUCACUAAGUACCUCCCAAAAAGUGCUGUAUUUUAGAAUCUUAAAUGAGCAGAAAAAUAUGACUCAAUCUGUCAAUUUUUGGAAUUUUACAGCAAAAACUAUAUUUUAGCUAUAUAUACAAUUUGUUUUGUGAUAUUCGACUAUAAAAUUUAAAGAGCUAAUUAGCUGAUCUUUUAAUUGGUAUCUGAAGAUGAAGAUGACUUAACAAGAAACAGAGGUUCUUAGUUCAUAGAUUUUAGUUUUAAUAAUUGUUACCCACUUUCUUGAUGUUAUAUUUUUAACAAAUCUUUAGCAAACCAAUCAUAAAGCAGCCAGGAAAUUUUAGAGGACAAGACUUUCUGACCAAAAGAUUAUCAAGUUUAAACAUUUCUUUAUGGGUUGUUGUCAAGAUUUAAUCUAAAUAUUUUUAAAGCAAUUCCAAGGAAGCCGAAGAUUUUCUUUUGAUUAAAAAGUAGCAAAUUCAGUAUAAAUUAAAGACCAAUAUUUUAACUAAAAAUUGUAACUGUUUAACUAUCACAUCUAUCUUUAAAGUACACAAAAUUAAAUUCUUGGGUCUGGAAAGAUGGUUCAGCAGUUAAGAUCACUGUCUGCUCUUCACUGAGGAUCAGGAUUCAGUUCCCACCACCCAUAUGCAGGCUCACAACCAUCUGUAACUCCAGUGUCAGGGGAUCAGUUGCCACCUUCUGUCCUCAGCAAGCACAAACAUAACACUCAGGCAAAUAUUCACACACAUAAAAAUCUCAGAAUAAUUUAUUAUUUAUAUAUUCAAUGUCUCCAAACAAAACUGGGCUUACAGUGCUGCCAAGCUUCAUGGUGUCUUAGUCUCUGUUCUAUUGCAGUAAAGAGACAUCACGACAAAGACAACUCUUAAAAAAGAAAGCGUUUAGUUGGGAACUUGCUUACAGUUUCAGAGGUGAGUCCAUUUACCUGGUAGCAGAGUAGAUAGAGUUACAUCCUGAAUCACAGGGAGCAGACAGAGAGACUGGACCUGACUUGGGCUUUUGAAACCUCAAAGCCCACCACCCAGUGACACACUUCCUCCAACAAGGCCAUACAUCCUAAUCCUUCCAAUUCUUCCAAUCCUCCUUAAACUGUUCCACUCCCUGGUGACCAAGCAUUCAAAUAUAUGAGCCCAUGGGGACAAAUCUCAUUUAAACAAGCAAACAUGGCUAAAUUCUUACUAUUUUAAGCAGUAAGAAUGUUGAAAAUCAAACUGCUUCAAAGGAAAGUUGUGAUCAGCAUUUUAUAGCUGCAAAAGUUUCCUUACCUUCUGGAUUCUUAAGGAUGUAAAUAGUAACAGAUAUAUUGAAUAACAAUAUAUUGAAACCAGGAGCUUUCAAAUCAAGGAGUCAAGAGAAUAACUAAAUCUAUGAUCAUCUGAUGUAUGACAUACGAUGUAGUUAAAUCCAUGGUAAUGAGAAUAACACGACCCUUGCUUCGAGUAUCAAGUCACAGGAUGAUUUGAUUAAAGAAACACAUUGAGACCCUAAAAUGUAUAUCCUAUAAGGAGACAGUGAGAUAAAACAUGUCUUAAAUUAUAUUUUGGCAUCUAAAUAACAUUUCACAAUCGAUGGUAUGUAAAAUGUCAUUUAGAUGGCCAGUGUGUUCAAAUGCAUUUCUCUUUUAAAAUCUUGAUUUUUCCUUUAACUCCUCUCUUUCACGAUACUGAAAGAGUGCAUUUUGUCACUCUGAUGAUUAAAUUAGCAAUUUAGAUAAGUUUAGGAGCUUCUCUCCCCUCAUUUUUGAGACUAGGUCUAGAUAUGUAGACCAGGCUAGCCUCCAACUUGUAAUCCUCAUGCCUCAGUCUUCAGUGCUGGAAUUACAGGUGUGUGUCACCACGACCAGACCUUUGUUUCCUUUUUAAUACUAAGUCUUACAUGUUAAGAUUUGGGGCUCUUAACUCAAAUGAAACAAACCAGCUUAUACAUUUCCAUAUUCAACAUCUCCAGUUUUAAUAGCACCACUGAAUAGAUUCUCCAUCUUUUGGGUGUUAAGUAAUAUGAAGUAGUUCUGGACCAAAAGAAGUCAGUUUGUGAGUGUUGUCUGUCAAGUAUGACAAUAACAAGGAUCAUCAGAAAGUUUGAUUCUUUGAUGCUUUCUCAUUAAAACUAAGCAUUAUACAUCUUUCUAGGUAUUAUUUUUAGUCUCUUAAGUUUGUUCCUUCUCAGAAAUUAAGUGAAAACACUUUUAAAAUCAUGUCAGCCUGCUUAGACUGUAGAUGUUAAAAAGCAAUUUAAAAUGAAAACUAGAUACUCUUGUGGCUCAGUGUCUUGGAAGGAGUAUCCUAGCAUCAGCUGGUCACCUCUUAGAUUUGGUAGGAAGAGGCCACUGUUACUUAACAUCAUACUACACAGAAACAGUUUGUAAAGGAAGCUAUACUAAAUUGUUCAGUUCUGGUAAAAUGGUAUUUCAGUCAUCUUCAUAACCAUUAUAACUAUGUAUAAAGUGACUCUACUCCAGUCAUUCCUGUAAGAUAACUUUUGACAGUUUAAUUCUUAGUAACUUUCUUAGUUUCCUUCCUUUUAGAACUGUACAUUUGAUUUCUCAAUUCUGUUUGCAAUGCAGAAAAUUAUAAUCAAAUGUGGCAUGUCUAUAAAAAUAAUUUUGUUUGACAUAAUAGACCAUUACCUUCAAUGAACAGACAUAAGAAUGGCUUUCAAUGUCAACUGAUAAUAUUCUACAAAUAUCAUUUUGGAAUAUGACUUUGGUUCACAAAAAUAUCCACAAAAUGUUUGCAUAUGGAAUGAUCAAAGCAUAUAAAACAUUUCCAAUGUAUGUAAAUUGCAUCUUCAUACUAGCAAACAAAUAACAAUUGAUAAUAAAUGCAAUUCAUUUUUGGAUGUCAGUUCACAUUGUCAAGAAGUCAUGUAAUAAUAAUAAAUACAUAUUCUACCUACUCCUUGAAACCUGAGUUUUGCACACCAGAGGUUUAAUUUUCAAGUGUUGAACUCUAAUCAUUGCAUUGCAUGAAACACUGAGGACAGGUCACCAAAUUAUUUUAAAGAAAUUUACAUAGCAAUGAGAGUUUUUGAGUUACCUGGCAAGAUUUGCAAACUUUUUUUUGUUUUUUUUU
Messenger RNA from Cricetulus griseus (Chinese hamster), 9362 nucleotides. NCBI's taxonomy places the organism in Eukaryota, Metazoa, Chordata, Mammalia, Rodentia, Cricetidae. The record is from RefSeq and is a predicted model, not a curated record.